Molecule: messenger RNA, 1353 nt
Organism: Ceraceosorus guamensis
Lineage: Eukaryota; Fungi; Basidiomycota; Exobasidiomycetes; Ceraceosorales; Ceraceosoraceae
Product: putative alpha tubulin
Exons: 4
Coding region: 1-1353 (450 amino acids)
Biological process (GO): mitotic cell cycle; nuclear migration by microtubule mediated pushing forces; nuclear division
Cellular component (GO): microtubule; spindle; cytoplasm
Molecular function (GO): structural constituent of cytoskeleton; GTP binding
Source: RefSeq, a predicted model, not a curated record
AUGCGUGAAGUUCUGUCUCUCCACGUCGGCCAAGCUGGUGUUCAGCUCGGUAACGCAAACUGGGAGCUCUACCUCAACGAGCACGGUCUUACCCCCGAUGGUCGCGUCACCGAGGGCUCUCCUUCCGAGAACGAUGAUGGCUUCUCGACCUUCUUCAGCGAGACUGGAAGCGGCAAGUACGUUCCUCGCUCCAUCUACGUGGACUUGGAGCCCAACGUUAUCGACGAGGUCCGCAACGGUACCUACCGCAACCUGUUCCACCCAGAGACCCUCGUCACUGGUAAGGAAGAUGCCGCCAACAACUACGCUCGUGGUCACUACACCGUCGGAAAGGAGCUCAUCGACCAGACUCUUGACCGCGUGCGCAAGCUCGCCGAUGCUUGCUCUGGUCUGCAGGGCUUCUUCGUCUUCCACUCCUUCGGUGGUGGAACAGGUUCCGGUUUCGGAUCUCUGCUCCUCGAGCGUCUCGCUCAGGACUACGGCAAGAAGGCCAAGCUGGAGUUCAGCAUCUACCCUGCUCCCAUGAUGAGCAGCUCCGUUGUUGAGCCUUACAACUCUGUCCUGACCACCCACACCACCCUUGAGAACAGCGACUGCUCGUUCAUGGUCGACAACGAGGCCAUCUACGACAUUUGCAAGCGUAACCUCGGUAUUCAAGCCCCCGGAUACUCGAACCUCAACAGGCUCAUUGCCCAGGUGGUCAGCAGCAUCACGGCUUCCCUUCGUUUCGAUGGAUCCCUCAACGUCGACCUGAACGAGUUCCAGACCAACUUGGUGCCUUACCCUCGUAUCCACUUCCCUCUGGCUACCUACGCUCCCAUCAUCAGCGCUGAGAAGGCUUUCCACGAGCAGAACAGUGUUUCUGAGAUGACCUUCAGCUCUUUCGAGAAGGGCAACCAGAUGGUCAAGUGUGACCCUCGUGACGGCAAAUUCAUGGCCUGCUGCCUGCUCUACCGUGGUGACGUCGUUCCCAAGGACGUCAACACGGCCGUCGCAGCCAUCAAGACCAAGCGCACCAUUCAGUUCGUCGACUGGUGCCCCACCGGAUUCAAGAUUGGCAUCUGCAACGAGCCACCUUCUCUCGUUCCCGGAGGUGACUUGGCCAAGGUCAGCCGCAGUCUGUGCAUGCUUGCCAACACCACCGCCAUCGCUGCUGCUUGGAGCCGUCUGGACCGCAAGUUCGACUUGCUUUACAGCAAGCGCGCCUUCGUCCACUGGUACGUCGGUGAGGGUAUGGAGGAAGGUGAAUUCUCCGAGGCCCGCGAGGACCUUGCUGCUCUCGAGAAGGACUACGAGGAGGUCGGCAUGGACACUGCUGGCGAGGCCGACGAGCUUGAGGCUGAGGAGUACUAG